Candidula unifasciata is the source of this 1110-nucleotide messenger RNA. The record is from the annotation of a GenBank genome assembly. NCBI's taxonomy places the organism in Eukaryota, Metazoa, Mollusca, Gastropoda, Stylommatophora, Geomitridae.
AUGCUGACAGUCUUCAGCGGCGUGGGUGUCAUUGGCAAUGCCAUCGUCUUCUACAUCUUCUGUGGUCGUCGGUCUACAUCCACCUCCGUCGUCUUCAUUCUGGCUUUGGCAGGUGUGGACUUCUUCGCCUGUCUGGUGGCGAUCCCUUACACGAUCGUCUUUGAACAUGUGAGAUACAACCUGGUCUACGACGGGGCCUGCAAGCUGUACAUGUUUCUCAUUACCUCAAUCCAACCCUUCUCUGCUUACAUCAUGAUGGGCAUCGCCCUCGACAGGUACUUCUGCAUCUGCCACCCGUUUCUAUACGUUUUCACAGUUCCACGAGCUAAAGCUGUGGUCCUCUGCAUGGCCAUCCCAGCGUUGAUCUUCGGUGUGAUCACAGCUCUGAGCCACGGGAUGUACAUUUACGAAGUCAGUAUCCUGAACGAGAACAACACUAGAAUUGUGCUCAAUCAGUUUAUUGAUAAAGAAGAAGCUGAGGCGUUUGUGGCGUUAAGGAAUAUCUCCAGCGAACAUCCUCUCAUCAGAUUCAUCCACUAUCAUCAGUGCGUCAACAAUACCUAUAUUUUCAGCCGAGAGUUUCUCAACAUUUACAAAAAAUUCCACGCCAUGAAUUUUGUCCUGGCCUACAUAGUCUCCAUUUUCACACGAAGGGUGAAGAAAGCUAAGCGGAAGAAAAGCAAUCUGUACCCGACAUCAAGCAAUAAGACAAGGGAUAACACUGCGGAAGAAACGCAGAUGACAGCAAUCAACGGAUGUAGCAGCAGCAAUACCAAGUCCUUGAAUAACCAGACCAGAAAAGAUGCUAAAUAUGCUCGGAAAAUUACCCUGACGGCAAGAAAUGACCCUUCAACGACGAUAACGGACACACAAACAGGCAGUUUAAAAAGGAAACGCCCUGGCACGUUUAAGGAUCGCAAUUUAAUGGCAAACAUUAAGACAGCAUUUAUGUUAUUCAUCGUCACGCUUGUAUUCAUUAUUGCCUACCUACCUCUCAUUGGUUUUUACGUCUACUUUGUCUACAAUGUGGCAAAUCCUUUCAUUUACGCUUUCAUGAACCAGACAUUCCGAGAAGAUCUGAAGAAGAUGAUGAAGGUCUGUAAAAGAUAA